UCUCAGUGGAGUGAAAGUCUUGCAGACGUCCCCGAAUUUCAAUUGCUGCAUAAUUUUAUUGCUUUAGAUUUCCUCCAGUGACCGACUACAGCGAUGCGAGCCCCAAUCCCGGAUUGAGGUUAAACUCCCGAAAAUGGAGUCGAGUAACGGUAGCGAGAAAGUAGAACUGAACAAUCUGGUGAAAAACAUCGUCAAAAUUCUGCUAUCCACUUCCAAGUACUUCCACUGUCCGUUCUGUGCCGACGAGUAUUUGUUCGAGUUCACCCUGAGACAUCACCUGUUGAAGAAUCAUGAAGAGGAUCUGUCCAAGAUUGUCCAAUCGCCGGAUUCCAGUAUUAAGUUCUGUGAUAGCAACAUCUGCCCUUACUGUGGGGCCUUAUUCUACUACAUAUCAGCACUUCCGAAGCACAUCAUGAACAGUCACAGCCGAGAUUGUCUGAUCAAAUGGCAAGCAAUCGAGAGGGAAAACAGCCUCCGGAAGCGGUUCGCAGCCGAGCCGAGCAUCAAAUGUGUACCCUGUUCCCCGGGACUGAGCGAUCUGUUCGAAGAGCUCAACACAGAUUCCAGUCGAAAGAAGAAGCAUCGAAUCCACCGUCGGAAAGCUUCCCCGCUGUACAAGUCUGCGUUGAAGAACGCUAACCGAAUCUCCGCUACCAAGCGUUCCGAAUCCUGGGUUAGUUGUGAUUUCGAAUUUUCCACCGGUGAUGCCGUAGGCACCGGUUCCGUCUCGCGUCGAUCCGGUACGGUUCGUAGGGAGCUGCAGUUCGAUGCGGUAGCAUCGGAACCAACGACACCGGACGCCGAAGCAGUUUCUUCCGUGAAGAAGCCGAAACGCGCCCGUAAGCGUUUCAAUCUCAAAUUACUCAAGCCGAGAAUUGGCUUGAGGAAGUACGUUCUGUCUAAAUUUACCAAAAAGUAUCGCUGCAAGAUCGUGACCAGCACGCCGAACAAUUUCCUGGACGAUAGCGAGGCCAGCGUGGCCGAUUCGCGGCUGCACAAUCAGGAGCGCUGGAACAAGAUACAUUUUGACUGAUGCGAUGACGACUGCGGUAAGUAGCGGUUUUUUGUCGUCGUUACCCCCCAAAGUAUGGUUUGGUAUAAGGUAUUUUUUUUUUGUAUGAAGUAUUUCUUAUUUUUAUGGUAUUAACGAUGAAAUUAAUAUAUGAUAGAAUUCAAGAGUAUUCUUGAAAGUUUGAUAAAAUAUUGUAUCUCUUGCCCAACGAGAAUAUAUUGGUUUACGACUCGCAUUUUUGGUAGGCGCUAACGUUUGAUAUGUAUAAAUA
Molecule: messenger RNA, 1283 nt
Organism: Ochlerotatus camptorhynchus
Lineage: Eukaryota; Metazoa; Arthropoda; Insecta; Diptera; Culicidae
Exons: 2
Coding region: 134-1033 (299 amino acids)
Source: RefSeq, a predicted model, not a curated record